This is a messenger RNA of Odobenus rosmarus divergens (Pacific walrus), 312 nucleotides long. RefSeq names its product c-X-C motif chemokine 2-like. Gene Ontology annotation, molecular function: CXCR chemokine receptor binding; chemokine activity. Gene Ontology annotation, cellular component: extracellular region. NCBI's taxonomy places the organism in Eukaryota, Metazoa, Chordata, Mammalia, Carnivora, Odobenidae. The coding region runs from base 1 to 312 and encodes 103 amino acids. The transcript has 3 exons. Gene Ontology annotation, biological process: cellular response to lipopolysaccharide; inflammatory response; antimicrobial humoral immune response mediated by antimicrobial peptide. The record is from RefSeq and is a predicted model, not a curated record.
AUGGCCCGCGCCGCUACCGCCGCCGCACCCCGCGCUCUCCGGCUCCUCGGCGCCGCGCUGCUGCUCCUGCUGCUGGUCCCCGCCGGCCGCCGCGCCGCAGGGGCGCCCGUGGUCGCCGAGCUGCGCUGCCAGUGCUUGCAGACCUUGCAGGGAAUUCACCUCAAGAACAUCCAGAACGUCAAGGUGACGCCCUCGGGACCCCACUGCGCCCAAACCGAAGUCAUAGCCACUCUCAAGAAUGGGCAGGAGGUUUGUCUCAACCCCGAAGCCCCCAUGGUCAAGAAAAUCAUCAAUAAGAUGCUAAACAAGUGA